This is a messenger RNA of Sceloporus undulatus (fence lizard), 899 nucleotides long. RefSeq lists its product as uncharacterized. NCBI's taxonomy places the organism in Eukaryota, Metazoa, Chordata, Lepidosauria, Squamata, Phrynosomatidae. The record is from RefSeq and is a predicted model, not a curated record. The annotation marks the transcript as partial. The transcript is spliced from 3 exons.
AAGGAGAGGAACCAGAGGUGUUGUUGACCCUCCGAUCUGUUCCGCAAGACGAAUUGCCGCCUGUAGGCACGCCGGCCCCUCAGGAGCCAGAGGAAGAGGAUCGGGAAAGUAGUGAUGGAGAAACGUUCGUGGAAGGCUUGAACAUCACACAGGAGGAUAGAGAGGGUGCCAUAGAAGGGGAAGGAACAGCGGCCAUUCCCGAAGCCCCUCCUGCCCCUCCAAGCGUACCAGAUAACGGAAGGAACAGGCCAAGAGUCGACGCUCCCCAACCAGAGCCACAGGGGGCAACUGAGGGAAGAGCAAGGAGAGGGGAGCACAUAGUGAAUGCGAUAAUCCACCAUGGGAAAAAUGAGUGGGAACUGUACAGAAAGCAGAACAGGAUUAUCGCAAAUAGGAACAUGCGCCAGAUGCAGCGGUUUAUUGAUAGUUGCACAGCCGAGGCACAAUCAUGGAACGAACAACAGCAGUUGCUGACAGAACAAAUAGGGAAGGCUAUGGAUAUCUGCUCACAGCUUGUCGCACUGCAAGAGGAGGACUUGGAACUGAAAAGGGAGGACUUUGCUCUGCGCCGAACCCAGGCUGAACAAGCUGUGGAAUAUCAAAAGGCCAAAUUGGAUUUACUUCGAAGAGGAAGCCAACAGCCCAAAGCAGGUGUCAGUCGCUUUCGCAGGCCAUUGUGUCUGGUAAACGCUCCCAGCCAAGCCUCAGUUGCGCAGCCUCCCCCCAUGGCUGAGGAAACAGAGGAGGAAGAAAUUGUUCCUGGGUCACAAUGGACACUUCCAGUCGAGUCCGAAAUAGUACCGGAGCCCGCGAGAAAGAAGAGGGUCAUAAAAAAAGGCACCUGUAUUCACCCUCAUGACUGCUGUCUGUUGAACGUCACCCAUCAUACUUGUUUUUAG